Messenger RNA from Fusarium sp. VM40, 2352 nucleotides. The record is from the annotation of a GenBank genome assembly. Lineage: Eukaryota; Fungi; Ascomycota; Sordariomycetes; Hypocreales; Nectriaceae.
AUGAUUCGGUUAAGCCUAGCGGCGCUGCUUCUCCAGCCAGGCCUCGGGCUUUCCGCAAUCGAGUCCAGUUAUGCGAAAGCGGCAAAGACUAUAUAUGGAACAAAUGAAACAAUCACCCUAUCCUCGGAUGGCGUCAAGGCUGAUGUUGUGGUUCUUGAUUACGGCCAGAACUACGAGGGUCACCCUACAUUCGAAGUCUUUUCUAGUUCAGGAGAUACCUCUGGGUUUGAACUCACAUUUGCCGAAUCUAAAGCCGCGCUUGAUGACUACAUGAGCGAUGGGCCAAUCGGCCUUGCAGCAGCCAUGGAAUCUUACCGUGUCAACCGGUACAACAUUUCCAAGCUAGGCAUCACCACUAACCGGCUGAUCCAAGGUGGCUUUCGCUACGAGAAGCUGAAUCUAUCCUCUGCCGGUGAGCUUAAACUCAAGUCCAUAGGAGUCAAGCCAACAGUUCACAUCACACCUCUCACUGAACUCCCGGGCGCGUUCGAAUGCUCCGACGAAGACUUAACUCGAAUCUGGCACACCGGUGCGAGGACAGCGCAGUUGACCGAGAUACCCAAGGAUACCGUCCCUGACUUUUGGCAGGUAACUGACCAGGGAGCUCUGGUCGAAAGUGCAGUGCCUCAAGCUCUUGGGGGCGCCACAGCUGCCCAGUUGCUCACUUACCAACUCAACUUCGAGGUGAAGCCUGUGACAGGCGAGUUUGUCUUCUCGGUUCUGUCUGAUACACUCAACGACGGGAUUAUCAUCUCGGUCAAUGUUGAUACGGGCGUGGUCUCCUCCAGCACCUCUGCAUCUGGUAAGAUUCCCAGUACUGCCAAGGUCGAAGUUGGAAAAUGGUUAUCCGUCCAUGCCUUGGUGAAUAUGACAGAGAUUGCGAUAUCUAUCAACAACCAAACUGUUCUGGAAUUCAUACAGACAUCGAAAUUCUUUGGUUCCUUCGGUCUUGGCGCACCACUCGGCCACUCUGCAUACUACCGUAACCUCAAAGCAGCAACGCUUGAAGGUGACGAAAUUUACUCUUCCACCCUGAAAGACAAGUCUUUUCUCAAAGACUUCUUCAUGGGCAGUAACCCCCUUGACAUCAUUGUCGAUGGCUCGCGACGUGAUAGAAUUGCCUAUGCCGGCGAUUUAGAUAUUGCAAUCUCUUCAACCUUUGCGAGCACAUAUGGCAAGUCCUUCGUCGAAGGAUCUUUGGACUUGGUUGGAUCUUACCAGACAACAGCCGGAUUCUUCAUUCCCAACGCCAAAAUUCAGCAAGAUCCUCUCCCCGAACCUCUCGAUGUCAACAUCACCGGCCUCAUCGGCUACUCGUUCAAUUUGAUGAACGGCCUUGCCACUAACUACGAAGUCCUCGGAAACGUUUCCUUCGCGGAGGAGUGGGCACCUCGUGCUGCAAAGAUGCUUGACUGGGCUCAUUCGCGUCUAGUCAAGGGUCUCUUUACCAUCGAUGAUGCUUCGUUUGCAGGAGAUUGGAAUUACUAUGACCCACCGCAGACAGGUGCAAGCACAAAGAUCGACACUGGUGUCUACCAAGAUCGGCUGAGCAAGCUUCGCAAAGAUGUCCACUCCCAGUUAUGGAACAAGACGCUCGGUGCUUAUGUUCUCAGCAACGAGAUCACUACCGGAUUCUCUCAAGACGCGAAUGCAAUCGCUAUCUUGGCCGAUAUUCCUCAGAGCAAUAAUGUUUCCGCUAGGUCUCUUCUGAACACUAUGGAAGAAGACCUCCAACUCCCCGCUGGACCGCUCGCUUUCAGCAACGGAACAAUCGAAGCUGGCUUUGCUCAGAAGAUCAGUCCUUUCUCCUCAGCUUACCACCUCCGCGCAGCCUUUGAAUCCAGGGAUGACCAUGCGGCCAGGCUGCUCCUCAAGACUCUUUGGGCGCCCAUGGCAGACCAUAAACACACCAACUACACCAAUUGUUUCUGGGAGACCUUGGAUCCUGAUGGAACACCUGGACUUGGCAUCACAACUUCCUUGUGUCACGGAUGGGCUGCUGGACCCACUGCAGAGCUGAGCAAGCACGUACUUGGCGUCAAGCCUGUCAAGCCCGGUUUCGCAGAGUGGAAAGUUGAGCCCAUGACUCUUGGUCUUGGCUGGGCAAAAGGUCGCGUUCCCACUGAGCAAGGCACGCUUGAGGUGGAAUGGAAGUUUGUGUCCAAUCUCUUGCACAUGAAAGUUCAUGCGCUUGGUGAUAAGGGAACUCUUGGUACUGUUCGCCUUCCUCGGCCAUUGCUUGUUCCUGCGGAAGAGAGCGUGAUCAAGGUCAACGGAAGAGUCGUGAAUGGAACUAGCUUUGUGGUUGCUGGUCAUGAUCAGAUUGUCAUUAGCCAGAUUAGACGGGUCUGA